UUGGUUUCUGCACUCACUUGGCUCUAGGUUAGAAGCUAUGUUAAGCGAAAUGUCUUUGAGCACAUGAAUUCAUGCAAAAUUCUUCAAAAUGUUCUCUGUAGCGACACGCUGAGCGUUCAACGAGAGGAUUUUCGUGCUCUUUACACACAGCUGAGCGCUAGUCAUUGAUUUACCAGAGCUGCUCACCCUUAAAAGGGCAACAGUUCCAGCGAGUGGGCCCCGCAAACACUAAUUCAAGGUCAAGUUUUAUUUGAGUGUCACCUGUCAGUGUGAUGCCAUCCUCUAAAGAUGCUGUGCGCAGUCAGCGGCGUAGGGAGUUGGAUGCGCGCAGGAGUAAGUCUCGCGUGCGGCUAGGCUCGUGCCUUCAGAGCUGGGUUCAGCUGAAAGAGAAACUGGGCUUCUCUCUGCACUCAGAGCUGGCUCAGCAUCUGCUCGAGAGCUACUUCUCAAGAGUUUGUUUCAAAUGCUCAGGUGGUAGAAAAGGAGAGAUCAAAAACACCCUGCCAACUACCACAGAAUCUUUGCAGGAGCUUAUCCUGUUGAUCCACAACCAUGGACAAAAGUGCCCUCUUCUUCCUGUCCUGCAGUCCAGGACCAUCACAAACAGAGCAGGACAAGAUCAGAGCACUCACAGAACAGGGAGGCGAGAGAAACAGGUCAAAACUGAGCCUAAGGAUGCCAGUCAAUCAUCUGAAAUGGAGAUCUGUCUGAAAUGCACCUGUGAAGGCGGCCAUCACUUUUUAUGGUCACCUACCAAAAGAGAGUUUGAGAAGAAGGGAACAAAUUCUGAAAAUAAGAAAAAUGGCAACAGCAGAGAUGUGACUCCCUCCAGUCCAAAGAGUCCUGGAAAACGAGGCAGAAAGCGUUUGAAGGAGCCAGUCACAGAGACAGUGAGACAAGAGUUGGUCACCUGUGUAAAAACCAGGCGAUGGCAAGGAGAAAAAUCUGCCAUUACCCUGAAUCAAUCAGGACAGAAAAGUGAUGCUAGUACUGCAAUCUCUGGAGACAACACAAAUUCAGGUGUUACAGUAACUGAGACUGCACAGGAUGCUGUUCCACAGGAAGGAAGUGAUGUUUCAGCCUUGUCAUCUCCAGAGCUUGAAUCACCAGCUGACAGUCCUGAGAUGGCCACAGAUGAUCUUGACAGUGUAUGCAUUGAAAACCAGAGCCCUUCUGAUAUAGUUAGCAGUGAGGAAGUUGCAGUGUUGAAUUUAACCAACAGAGGGACCCAGGAGAGAGUAGAUCAGACUGAAAAACACAAUGUCAACAAAAGGGCUGGCGCACUUCAAAAUAACAACCCACAAUCUUUGAAAGAUGACAUUUCUAAGAUUGGUGGCAAAAGAAAAAGAAAAAUAACACCCAAAGUCAUUUUGCCUUGUGAGUAUGAGGGCUGCGAUAAGAUUUUCUCCAGUCGGCAAUAUCUAAAUCAUCACGUCAAGUACCAGCACCUCCAGCAGAAGACUUUCUCCUGCUCGCACCCUACAUGUAACAAGUCGUUUAACUUUAAGAAGCAUCUGAAAGAGCAUGAAAAAUUGCACACCAACCAGAGAGACUAUAUCUGUGAGUUCUGUGCCCGGGCAUUCCGAACCAGCAGUAACCUGAUUAUCCAUCGCAGGAUACACACCGGAGAGAAACCGCUGCAGUGUGAGGUGUGUGGAUUUACCUGUCGUCAAAAAGCCUCUCUGAACUGGCACAUGCGUAAACACAAUGCUGAGAGCACCUACCAGUUCCCCUGUGAGAUCUGUGGACGUCGAUUUGAAAAGAGAGACAAUGUCACAGCUCACCGCAGCAAGAGCCAUCUGGACCAUAAUGCAUCAACCCCUGAAACUCAGCCUUUUCUCUUUCCUCCCUCAAACUCAGUCCCACAUCCCUUGCGGCAGCAUGGAUCCUCCCCUGCUGCUUCCAUGGACCAUGCCGAUCUUGUAUAAAAUUUGUUUUGUUUUGACAUACAAAAUAGUUGCCUGUGCUUAGGAGCACAAAAUGUACAGAGUGGAUAAUCAUGUGGGUUUUUUCAGUAAACAAACUGAGAAAUCUUCAGUGCUCAAAAGCCCAUGUGAUGGGUAUUUUAGGACUGAAAACUCAUUUUGGGGGUUUAAACUAUUUAUAAUUCAUGUGUUACCAUUAGGCAGAGGCUGGGCUCCUCUAAAACUGACCUAAAUUAGCAUAUUAGGCCAAUCUAUUAAUUCAUUGUCAUUCAUUCAUCACACAUGGGUUGUUACACAUUAGUUCUGGGGAACAUUGUAGUUAAUAAGUACUUUCAGUAAAAGUGGAGAAUUACACUCACUGAGCACUUUAUUAGGAAGACCUUUACACCUACUUAUUAAUGCAAUUAUCUAAUCAGCCAAUCAUGUGGCAGUAGUGCAGUGCAUAAAAUCAUGCAGAUAUGGGUCAGGAGCUUCAGUUAAUGUUCACAUCAACCAUCAGAAUGGGGAAACUACUUCAUUCCCUUACCAAAGUUUUAACAGUGGUAUUUGUAACAAGACCAUAGUAAGCACAUGGAAGCAUAGAUCUUCACUACCGUGGUUAGAUGUAACACAAUUUCUGCAAAACAAACAAUGUCAUUUUUGUAAUUACAAACAGUAGGCCUACUCUAAACAUGUAAAAACAAUAAAUACAAAAUAUACUGUAAACAUUUAAAAGUUGUAACAAAAAUGUAUUAUAUUCUCUCACUCCCUUAAUGUAGCAUAUGACAAAUUGAAUAGAGCUGAAGUAGUGAUAUGAUAAUAUGUAUUAUGAAUCUAUUUCUGCCUAAAGUACAAUUAGUAUUACUAUAGUAUAUUCAAGGGUAGUCAUGAAGAAUUCUGUGCCGAAUUCAAAUGGUUUCCGCGACUCUUGACGUGCUUCUCACUGGUUCUCGCAGUGUUGCAAUGACCAGAGGUGCGCGCUUAAGAGCUUGAGACUGGUCUGUGGGUAAAACGCACCUGCUUUGCGCUCGCGCUGCUCUGUCCAUUGAGCCGUAUCAAUCUACAGAGCCAUACAAAUGCAUUAGCGGAGGCUGUGACUUCGCCUGUCUAUUUGACGCUGCUAAACCAGAUACUACAGAUGCGUCACUAGACUUCAAAAUCAGAUGAACCGCCAUACAAAUGCAUGCCAACCCGUAUAAUGGAGUCUAGAUAAACAUUUUAAUGCAAACAGGAACUUGAUGAUAGAUUUGAUAAACGGACUGAUAAACGCCCCCCAUUUGUAACCUAACGCCCCCCCUCUUUACUAAUUUGCUGUCUGCACCCCCUGGUAUUCUUUGAACACCAACUGGGGAGCGGUACCGCCCCUGUUGAGAACCCCUGUUUUAGAGUUUACUCAGAAUGGUGCCAAAAACAAAAAUCAUCCAGUGAACAGCAGUUCUGCGGACAGAAACACCUUGUUGAGAGAGGUCAACGGAGAAUGGCCAGACUGGUUCAAGCUGACAGAAAGGCUACAGUAACUCAGAUAACCACUCUGUACCAUUGUAGUGAGCAGAAUAGCAUCUCAGAAUGCACAGCAUGUCGAACCUUGAGGCAGAUGGGCUAUAACAGCAGAAGACCACAUCGGGCACUAAGACCAUAGUGUUCCUAGUAAAGUUCUCAGUGAGUGUAUAUCUUAUGGUCAAUAUGUUAUUAAUUGUUAAUGAAAUUGUUUUCAUACAUAAUGUUUGGAGAUAAAUGUUAAUAAGACUAAACUUGAGAGUUGUAUCCAGUCAUGUGUGAUCAUUUUCUUUUUUUAUAUAAAUUAUAUAGAUAUAUUGUUUCUUAAAAAUUCUUAAUUUCUAUUAUCUAUGAUAUACCUCCUAAAUUAAAUUUUUUGGGAAAUAUUUGCAGGGCAUGUUGCAUGUUUUGCAAUAUGUUGAAUGCGUAAUCUUUGUGGUGAUUUGUACAGUGGGUUGUCUUUGUAUCAAAAGCUUUUUCAAUAUUUAAUCAUGUGCAGGGUCCAAUUUUUGGAAGGUUAAAAGGCAGACUUGAAGUUUAUAAUUUUAUAAAAGCACUUACAUUAAGUGUUCUGUCAAAACUCGUGUAUUAUUUUAGCUGAAAAUCUGUUUAAAAUAUAAUUUUUACAGUCAUUUUAGGUUUUGUGGAUAUUACGCCGCCAUGGCAAUGAAGUUGUAAGAUUGGCUAUAACUUUACCCAGAAAAGAUUAGUAAGUGAUUUUAUCACACAAAUCAUGUUUACACACAGUUUGUUUUUGUCAUGUGGCUAUACUUUUUAAAAAAGUAUUUAAUUUUUUUUAAAUGACCCAAUUCACUUCCAUUGUGAGUGCGUCACUGCAAAAAUGACAUUUUCACUAGUUGUAAUUCAUUUGUUGUUAUCAGGAAUGGAUAGGCUAUUUGUACUAAUAACAAUGUAGUUAUUGAUCUAAAAUAUAUACACAACUGGUCAAAAGUUUUGAAACACUUGACUGAAAAGUUUCUCAUGAUCUUAAAAAUCUUUUGAUCUGAAGGCGUAUGCUUAAAUGUUUGAAAUUAGUUUUGUAGACAAAAAUAUAAUUGUGCCACCAAAUUAAUUUAUUUCAUUAUAAAACAAAAAUGUAAUGAAAAAAAAAAACUUUUUUGAAAUUGAUGACUUGGACCAAAUAAUAAAGAAAAGCAGCCAAUAAGUGCCCAACAUAGAUGGGAACUCCUUCAAUACUGUUUAAAAAGCAUCCCAGGGUGAUACCUCAAGAAGUUGGUUGAGAAAAUGUCAAGAGUACAUGUCUGCAAAUUCUAGGCAAAGGGUGACUACUUUGAAGAUGCUAAAAUAUAACACAGUUUUGAUUUAUUUUGGAUUUUGUUUAGUCACAACAUAAUUCCCAUAGUUCCAUUUAUGUUAUUCCAUAGUGUUAAUGACUUUACUAUUAUUCUAAAAUGUGAAAAUAAUAAUAAUAAUUAUUAUAAUAAAGAAUGAGUAAGUGUUUCAAAACUUUUGACCGGUAGUGUGUGUGUGUGUGUUUACUAGUGAGAUGUACAAAGCUGAUUUGUGAAACUGGAAUUUAAACUAGAAAGAAAUUAAUUAUAGAUCUGUAAUUGUGUUUGAGUGAAUGACAGAUCAUUGUGGAAUUUUAUUAGUGAAAUGAAGUUACAGAUAUCAUAAAUAGUUUUUUACUAGAUGAAAUUCCAUUUUUGAUAUCAAGAAUGUGUAUUUCCUUGAGUAAUUACGUCAUAUUUUUUAAUGAAGGAUUAACGUUGUUACUAGUGCAAAUGUAAUAGUAUUAAUUCCAUUGUUGAUAUUAAGAAUGAGCAUUUUGACUAGUGAAAAUCUAAAUUUCGAUAUCUAUAAUUCAUAACCUGUAAGUGAUUAAAUGUCGAAAGGGCUUGCGAUAGUCUUUUGUGUUUCGAUAAAGACCUGGAUUUGCAUACGCUACAAUUAGUCGAACUCAAGAGUUCCCGCCUUUUCUACAGACAUGUGUUGAAUGGCAAGCUGUUCAUCCAAUGAUCCCAGUCCAUAAGAGGUGUGCGUCGCCUCUUGAAUUGUAUCCAGUAUACCAUUGGCUCAGA
Messenger RNA from Myxocyprinus asiaticus (Chinese sucker), 5443 nucleotides. RefSeq names its product zinc finger protein 692 (gene znf692). Gene Ontology annotation, cellular component: nucleus. NCBI's taxonomy places the organism in Eukaryota, Metazoa, Chordata, Actinopteri, Cypriniformes, Catostomidae. The coding region runs from base 273 to 1928 and encodes 551 amino acids. The record is from RefSeq and is a predicted model, not a curated record. The transcript has 12 exons. Gene Ontology annotation, biological process: regulation of transcription by RNA polymerase II.